GGGGCUCCUGUGGGCCCUCCCGGGAUCUCCUUCCUCCCUUCCUUCCUUCCACUCCUCCGCCGCUUCUUCCAUCGCCAUCUUCCUCUUGGUUCCUCGCGGUGCCGCCGGCCUGUGUCGAUCCGGCCCUUGCUUCCGCCGGCGACGCACGAGCGCCCACCAGGUUGGCGCCACAGGGGGCUAUUGUGUACUUGUAUAUGUUGGUGGUGACAAAGCAGACAAACACACGGCUGUUGCGGCACGGCGAAUGGCUACCAACAUGUGCGGUGGCGCCACGGUGGCUUGCAGGGUGUGCUACAGGGAUCAGUACGGCACGCCGCGUGAGCUGAACUGCACACCGCAGAGGAAGUGGAUGAACGGUUACCAUUUGAUGUUCAGGCUCUGUCAGUGGAAACCCAAUGGGGGGAGGUCAGAUGGUUCCCUGCUCCGACGAGGCUGCGAUGUCCGGUGCCGCUCUUGUGGUUCUUGUAAUGGCAGUUGCGAGACUAAAGAGUGCAAGAGCUCUGAAGAUGGCGCCGGUCCUUACAGAGAUUUCAAACAACAUUCAAGGGGAAAUACUCAAUUUUCAGAUGAUCAAGUUGCAUCUCAGAAGAAGUCAGCCUAUGCUAGUCAAGGAUUGGCCGAAGCCUGCAAAUUCGUUUACAAUGAUGCAAAGUUUGUAAAUGAAAGGGCUCAAAAUGACAUUCUGUUACUUUCACGUGGCAUAACAAGGCUGAACAAACGUGCAUGCGAGGAUGCUGCUGUUUUAGGCUUGGGAUUUCUCAAGCUUGAUGCUCGUGCACGUGAGGAUACCCAAAAGAUUGACCAUGGUGUGAAGGAGAGGGCAGCCCGUCUUAACCAUUUUGCUAGAGCAUUCAAGGAACGAGCUGAGUCUGAUUUGAAGAAAGCUGCAGACAAACAUUGGAGUGAUGGUGCUUUAGAGGCAGAUUUGCGACGAGCUGACUUGGUUGUUAAACGGCGUGCCAUGGAAGAUGCUUUCAUGGCAUUGAAGUUUGUUCGGGAUAUCCAUGACAUGAUGGUGAACAGAUUAUAUGAGCAGCUUCCAAGGGAUGGUGCAUCUUCUCGUACAAGUUCAACAGGGUUUAUUACACUCGAGAAGAAUGGGAAAACUCUUGAACUGUUUCCUGGUGAAGUUUCUGCUGACCAGAUUUCUGCCAUAGAGGAAGCAUACCGGAGUAUGGCAUCUGCCUUUUCUGAAGCUGAUGGUAUUGACUACACAGAUCCUGAGGAGCUUGAAUUGCUAGUAGCAACACUUAUUGACCUGGAUGCCAUGGAUGGAAAAAGAAGUGUUUCCUUGAUAGCUGAAUGUUCAAGCUCUCCAGAUGUUAAUACUAGGAAAGCCCUAGCUAAUGCAUUGGCAACGGCUCCAUCUAUGUGGACUCUUGGGAAUGCUGGCAUGGGUGCACUGCAGAGAUUAGCUCAAGAUCCCAAUUAUGCUGUUGCUACUGCCGCAUCAAGAGCCAUUGAUGAACUCAAGAAGCAGUGGGAACUUGAAGAAGGUGACAGCCUAAGGUUUGUAAUGAACCAAAAUUUGGCUUCUGAGGCAACUGAUGAUGGAAGUUCAGCAGCAGAAGAUGCAACGUGAGGUGUAAACAAGAUGAAAGAUUUCGAUUCCAAAAGUUCCGAUGUAUCAAAGCAUACCAAAGCAUCAUCUGCAGCACGUAAGGCAUUCCUAUGUGACCAUUAGGACUGAAGUCCAAAUAGACAUUGGAAUUUCACAUAUACUUAGGCCCCGUUUUCUUCCA
Molecule: messenger RNA, 1742 nt
Organism: Setaria italica (foxtail millet)
Lineage: Eukaryota; Viridiplantae; Streptophyta; Magnoliopsida; Poales; Poaceae
Exons: 13
Coding region: 245-1582 (445 amino acids)
Biological process (GO): leaf senescence; cellular response to oxidative stress
Cellular component (GO): chloroplast
Source: RefSeq, a predicted model, not a curated record